UGAUAACAGCAGCUCAAGAGGCUGAGAUGACCCCUCAUGUUACAUGCAUUGCCCACACCAUUAACCUGGCUUCACAGAAAGCUUUUCAAGUGAAAGAUGCUGCAAGAGUGCUGAGCCGAGUGAGGAGAAUCGUAACUUUUUUUCAUCACAGCCCAAAAGCCACUGAAAUCCUGCGCCAGAACCAGCUGCUGCUUGGUUUGCCAUCACACAAGCUCAUUCAGAAUGUAUGCACUCGCUGGAAUAGUUCCUAUGACAUGUUGGAUCGCUUUUUGGAACAACAGCCUGCAGUUUUUGCAAGUUUGAUGUCAAGAGAGGUGAGGAGGGGCGAGGAUGUCAAUACUUUGACAGAAGAAGAUCUUGCUGCAGUUGAGGCAAUAGUAAAACUUAUGAAACCAGUCAAAGUGGCAACAGCGCUCCUGUGUGAGGAAGACAACCCUACCCUCUCCAUGGUCGCUCCUGUUCAGGCAAAACUGAAAAAGCAUUUUAAACCACUCAACGAUGAGCUCCACAUCAUCACUGAAAUGAAGGUCAAGUUCCUGGAAGACUUUAAUAAAAGGUACCAAGGACUUCAGGACACGCUGCAUGUGGCCAGUGCUUUAGACCCACGCUUCAAAAUGUUGUCCUUCAUCGAUGAGGACAAAACCAGAGACCAGAUUUACCUCGACACUUUAAGUGAGGCACUAACCCUACAUGAGAAAACAACUGAGGACAGACAAAAGGAAUCUGAGAAAGGUCCCACACAAAGAAACCCAUUUCCAGGUGAAUACAGUCCUCACAACAAGAACGAGACAAGUGCAGAUGAUGGCCUCCCCCCCAAAAAGAUGAAGGCUUUGGAUCAGAUGUUCAGUGACAUUGUAGAAACGAGUGCACCCCUGAGGUCCUACAGAGACCUUGCAAAAGAUGAAGUCUGGAAGUACAGAAACCGUGAUGCUUUGCCUUUGGAUGGAGAUGUCUUCCUCUGGUGGAGAGACCAGCUGGAUCUGCCAAUGCUGUCUUCACUGGCUAAGAUUUAUUUGUGCAUACCUGCCACCGGCGUUCCAUCAGAAAGAGUUUUCAGUACUGCUGGUGACAUUGUUACAGCACAGCGCAGUUUAAUCAAAGAAGAGCAUGUUGACCAGCUAAUCUUCCUUAAGACAAAUCUGAAGUAGCAUGUUUUGCAGCACACUGUAUUUUUGGGGGUUUGAAGUUUAGAAUUGCCCAGUUAAAUAUUUUUUGUUUUGUGCAAAAUAACAGGACCCUUAUUUAUUUUUACAGCACUUUAAGCAGUGCAUGGCACUGUAUCUGAUGCACAAUGUUAUUUGUUUUUUUUUUACUAUGACACACCUAACUGCUUACAAGGCCAAAA
Molecule: messenger RNA, 1345 nt
Organism: Oryzias melastigma (Indian medaka)
Lineage: Eukaryota; Metazoa; Chordata; Actinopteri; Beloniformes; Adrianichthyidae
Product: zinc finger BED domain-containing protein 1
Exons: 4
Coding region: 27-1148 (373 amino acids)
Molecular function (GO): protein dimerization activity
Source: RefSeq, a predicted model, not a curated record